AUGACCUGUGGCUUCCGUUCUGUGGGUUCUGGAUUCCGCCCUGGAAGCUUCAGCUGCGCCUCUGCCUGCGGGCCCAGGCCAGGCCGCUGCUGCAUCACCGCCGCCCCCUACCGCGGCAUCUCCUGCUACCGCGGCCUCUCAGGAGGCUUUGGCAGCCGCAGCGUCUGCGGGGCCUACCGCACCGGCUCCUGCGGCCGCAGCUUUGGCUACCGCUCAGGGGGCAUCUGCGGCCCCAGCCCGCCCUGCAUCACCAGCGUGUCAGUCAACGAGAGCCUCCUCACGCCCCUCAACCUGGACAUCGACCCCAAUGCGCAGUGCGUGAAGCACGAGGAGAAGGAGCAGAUCAAGUGCCUCAACAGCAGGUUCGCUGCCUUCAUCGACAAGGUGCGCUUCCUGGAGCAGCAGAACAAGCUGCUGGAGACCAAGUUGCAGUUCUUCCAGAACCGCGAGUGCUGCCAGAGUAACCUGGAGCCACUGUUUGAGGGCUACAUCCAGACGCUGAGGCGGGAGGCUGAGUGUGUGGAGGCCGAUGGUGGGAGGCUGGCCUCGGAGCUCAACCACGUGCAGGAGGUGCUGGAGGGCUACAAGAAGAAGUAUGAAGAAGAAGUUGCACUUCGGGCCACAGCAGAGAACGAGUUUGUAGCUCUGAAGAAGGACGUGGACUGCGCCUACCUGCACAAGUCAGACCUGGAGGCCAAUGCGGAGGCACUGACACAGGAGAUGGACUUCCUGAGGCGGCUGUACGAGGAGGAGAUCCGCAUUCUCCAGUCCCACAUCUCAGACACCUCUGUCAUCGUCAAGAUGGACAACAGCCGGGAGCUGAACAUGGACUGUGUUGUGGCUGAGAUCAAGGCUCAGUAUGAUGACAUUGCUACCCGCAGCCGGGCGGAGGCUGAGUCCUGGUACCGCACCAAAUGCGAAGAGAUCAAAGCCACAGUGAUCCGGCAUGGGGAGACCCUGCGCCGCACCAGGGAGGAGAUCAAUGAGCUGAACCGCAUCAUCCAGAGGCUGACAGCUGAGAUUGAGAAUGCCAAGUGCCAGAACACCAAGCUGGAGACUGCAGUGACCCAGUCUGAGCAGCAGGGUGAGGCUGCCCUCAACGAUGCCCGCUGCAAGCUGGCAGGGCUGGAGGAGGCCCUGCAGAAGGCCAAGCAGGACAUGGCCUGCCUGCUCAAGGAGUACCAGGAGGUCAUGAACUCCAAGCUGGGCCUGGACAUCGAGAUCGCCACCUACAGGCGCCUGCUGGAGGGCGAGGAGCAGAGGCUGUGUGAAGGUGUUGGAGCUGUAAAUGUCUGUGUCAGCAGCUCCCGUGGUGGGGUUGUGUGUGGGGACCUCUGCGUGUCUGGCUCCAGGCCUGUGACGGGCAGCGUCUGCAGUGCCCCCUGCACUGGGAAUGUGGCAGUGAGCACUGGCCUGUGCGCACCAUGUGGAGGAGGUUCUGUCUGCCAGGGGAGGUUCUAAGUGGCCAGAAAAGAGAGAGCCAGGGAAGCUCCUCCCUUCUGCCCAAUGUGCCUCUGCCCCCAUCCCAGCUGAGAUCAGCAGUGCUUUCUUGGGUAGCUUUCCCCUUGUGUUCCAAGAAUACACCACUCAGCCCUCUCCACCAGUCACUGCUCUGCUGAAAAGGAGCAGCUGCCAGGAUGGACCCAUCCCUCCACAGCUGCAGGGCAUUCUCUUCCCAAACAUGGGGGGGUUCCUUCUUUCCAUGCCUCUCUUGCCUCUGGCUGUCCAUUUCCCAAUAAACUGGGGAACCUGCUA
Heterocephalus glaber (naked mole-rat) is the source of this 1755-nucleotide messenger RNA. RefSeq names its product keratin, type II microfibrillar, component 7C. Gene Ontology annotation, biological process: keratinization; intermediate filament organization. Gene Ontology annotation, molecular function: structural constituent of skin epidermis. The record is from RefSeq and is a predicted model, not a curated record. Gene Ontology annotation, cellular component: keratin filament. Lineage: Eukaryota; Metazoa; Chordata; Mammalia; Rodentia; Bathyergidae.